UGUAACCGUAUAACCCUCUCUUCACGUUUUAAGACUUUGCACAUACGCUGUCUGCUGUCUCUCUCUCUCUGUGUGGAUAUAAAAGCCCACCCACUCCUUCCAAGACAACUCCUCGCCCUUUGUUUGUGCAUCCUUUUUCAUUCUUUGGGUCUUCUCUCUACCCACCCUUUGUCUUUUUCUUCCACAUUCCUCGCCUUUCUUUACCAAUCCCCAGAGACAAACAUGCCAUCUGAGACAGCGGAGGCCAAGGCUGUGAGGGUGCAGCAAAGCCUGGGCCACCCUCACCCGCAGCAGACCCAGCCCCUCCCUUGCCCGCGCUGCGACUCCCUCUCCACCAAGUUCUGCUACUACAACAACUACAAUCUCUCCCAGCCCCGCCACUUCUGCAAGUCCUGCCGCCGCUACUGGACUCAGGGCGGCACUCUUCGCAACGUGCCCUUCGGUGGCGGCACCCGCAAGAACACCACCACCAAGCGCACUCGCGCUACCACUAAUUCUUCGUCUUCCUCGUCCUCUUCCUCUUCCUCCACUGUUUCCAACGAGGCCGUACCCUCCAACCCCAUUCCGGUUUUGCCUCCCGGCGAUAUGGUCUCGCAUGAUGUGGGUCUGAAUGAGAAUGGGGCGAUGGGCGGAGGCUUCAACUUCAUGGUGAGCUCGCAGGGUCAGGGGUUCUUGGGGCUGAGUGGAUACGGACUGGGGACCAUACCCGGGUUCGACGAGAUGGGUGGGUUCGGGUUGGGCAGAGGCGUCUGGACAUUCCCUGAAGUCGGUGACUUUGGCGGUGCAGGCAAUGGUGGUCCUUCCGUUGCUUCUUCAGGGUACGACACGUGGCAGAUGAGCGGUGCUGAUGGUGGGGAUUCCUUUGCUUCCACGGACCUUGCGAUUUCAACACCAUCCCAGGGUUUGGAGUGAUGAUGGUUUUUCCAUCCUCACUCUGCUUUUGGUUACUCUCUCUGUUUUGGUUUUGGUUUUGGUGGUUUUGGAAGUUCUGUGUCAAAGUUGCCUUCUUUUGUGGGUCAGUGUUUGGUGGAUAUAGACUGGUAUAGGUUACAUAGACAUGACUAGAGUUUGAAAGGCUGAAAGCGAUCCAACUUCAGGUAGGGUGCUUUUCUUUGAUGCCUCUGUAAAUCUUUUUACUUCUGUAUUGGACAAAUCGUUUGAAAAAAAAAAAUGGACAAGCACAUCUUUUGGGGAUUUUUCCUUUUAAGUACUACACAGUAUCUAGUUUGAGAAAUAAAAAAAAAAAAAAAAAAUCCUUUGGUCGCACUACAAUGUAAUGUUCUCUUUCUUCUUUUUAUUUUUCUUCUUUUUCACUGGUUUGGCAGGACUGUGUGGGUAAUGCAUGAAAUCUGAGCUUCCAGUUCCUAAAAAUUUCGAGGUUCUGAUUGCAAUAUAUCGAACAGUUGGAGAACAAUUUGUGGAAUACGAAUUGAGAGAAUGUCUAGGCUUUGGCCUUCU
This is a messenger RNA of Corylus avellana, 1458 nucleotides long. Its product is annotated as dof zinc finger protein DOF3.4. The record is from RefSeq and is a predicted model, not a curated record. Gene Ontology annotation, biological process: regulation of DNA-templated transcription. Gene Ontology annotation, molecular function: DNA-binding transcription factor activity; DNA binding. Lineage: Eukaryota; Viridiplantae; Streptophyta; Magnoliopsida; Fagales; Betulaceae.